Molecule: messenger RNA, 3208 nt
Organism: Carica papaya (papaya)
Lineage: Eukaryota; Viridiplantae; Streptophyta; Magnoliopsida; Brassicales; Caricaceae
Source: RefSeq, a predicted model, not a curated record
AUACACAUCAUCUCAAAUUACUAUAAUGUAGUAAGCAACAGUUCCAGCUCUCCUCACAACUUCUCUCUUUAUUAUAAAAUUAAGUCAUCUGUUGCUUCUUUAUAUUGGCGCCAUGUGCCCUGCAUCUUGGGGGUACCCUACUACCCCUGCGGUUUGGCCAUAUUAAACGACAGCGUACUGAUUACCAGCUUCCUUAACAACAGCGUCAUUCAUGCCGACCAUUUUCUCGAUUCUCUUCCAUUUAUUCGGGUUCCAAGAGCGCGGAAGCCUGGUUGCGUUGCAAAACGGUGCCAUUUAAAUUUUGGGGUACCUCGGAUCAACUAUUUUGAGAGACCAGAGCCCACGGCCCACCACCUGGUUUAUUUAAUUGAUAUAAACGGUGCGUUUUAAGUUUAGAAAAAUGAACCCUGUCAUUGCACACAGUCGACAGCGGAGCUUCCAGUCGUGAUUGCUGCCUGCUGGCUCUGGAACUGGUUUCUCUGUCUCACUGUUUGGGCGAAGCAGGAAGUGUCUUCUGUAAAUGGCUUGUACUCGCAGCAUCAAUAAAAGACUGACCCUUCUCACCAGACGGCUUCACCCAUCAUUUGGCCACCUUCUUGCUAAUAACAAUGAUGAUACUAAAUUAAAUUCUCUCAAUUUGAGCCCCUCUCAGGAUCCAAUUUCCAAAACUUCACCCCAGUGUUCAUACAAUGGAAUCGAUGGGCUAGGUUCUAUAUUCCAAGGGAGGAGAUGUUCAUCCUUUUCUCAGACUAUGGGGCUUGGAUUCUCCUUCUGUAGGCAUAUGUCUACCACACAGGAAAAAUGGUCUGAGAAGCUAGAUGAUGUUGGUUUUGUUGUUGAAGUUAUCCCAGAGAAGGCCCUGGAGGCUCUAACAUCUCAAGCUCCUGCCGUAAACGAGGUCGCUACUGCUGCAGCAGAUUCUUCGUUUCCUGUUGCCGCCCUCCAACACCUGAUUGAUGCUGUACACUCAUUUACUGGUUUAAAUUGGUGGUCAUCAAUAGCUUUGACAACUCUACUGAUUCGAGGUUUUACGGUUCCCCUCCUUAUAAGUCAACUCAAGUCUACUUCAAAACUUAAUAUGAUGAGGCCACAUUUGGAGAAGUUAAGACAAGAGAUGAAUGACAAGAAGCCAGCUUUUUCCAGAUUCUUGAUGCAUUAUCUUCUAGGCUAUGGAUCCAGAUGCAAUAACUGAGGGCCAAAAAAAAAUGAAGGCAUUGUUUGACGAGUAAGUGCUGUUUACUACAUUCAUUCCGAUAACUUCCGAGGUAUACAUAGCUGCUUCAUGUGAAAAUACUCUCUGCUAGUUCUGUAUGACAGUCAUUAUGAUAGCAUAUUUUUGCUGAUAGGAUUCAUUGGUCAAGUAUGAACAAACCUUUUUCUUUUCUUCUAGUGAAUCCAUUUAGACCUCUUCUAGUGAAUCUAGAGGCUGGCUUUUAUUUUUCACCCAGAAGAUGGUGCUUUAUUGUUUUGUGAUUUUGUCUGCCCGAAAGACAGAGAAAAAAGGCUUGACAAUUUAGGAGGUGUAAAUUCUACCUUAUUUAUUGUAUCUGCAAUGCUCCAUCCAGAAGAAUAUAAUCUGAGUUAAUGACAUGAACAGAAGAAUAACUGUUAAAUUUUCAGUUAACUAACAACUUGGAUAUUGUAACAUCCCAUAUAAUUUAGUGUUUAAUUUUUGGGGUGUUUUAUUAGAGUUUUUAGAUAAUCCAGGGGCCUUCUGCAAAUUUAAAAGGGUUUAAGGACUUAAACAAAAUAAAAUUUCAAAAUCCAUGAAUUAAUCCCUAAAUCAAAUUUAGAAAGAGAAUGGAGCAGCAAAAGGAAGGAGAGGGAGAGAGGGUUGAUCACGCGAGAGAGAGAGGGGGAUCGGAGGCUCUCCGGCAUGUGAAUAGAAAAACACCGCCAUGGGAAAGUGAAGACCGAGAAGGAGGAGAGAUUUCUGGGAGACUGAGCACCUUCCCCACCACUCGUGAAAGCCGAUGCGAAUGCAAGAAAACAGGCAAGGAGAGAUCGAUACUCACUAUUCUCAUUUAUACAAGCAAAGUCACAAUAGGGAGAUGAAUUUGGAGGCUGCGUGCGGAAUUUCACCAGAACACAACCACUGACAAGAAAGGAACAAUAGGAGGAAAUGCUAGGAGGGUCAGCACCGCAAUUGUGAGUGAGAGAUAAGUUGAUCUACGCUUCACAACAGGGAUUUAGAGUUUAUAUACUGAAUUUCUUGUGUGCUGCAUUGUAAUUACGAUAUGGACUGGUGGUGAAAUUUAUAGUGAAGAAAGGGUGAUGGAUUUACAAAUUGGGAGAAGAACCGGGUGGGAAAUCUGAAGGAAAUGUAGGAGUUAGGAUAAGAACAGGAGUAGGGUUGAUCUGAUUGGAUUGAAAGAGGAUUUAAAAGCAGAAGUAAAAGAAACUUGAUGAAUAAAAUAUGCUGAACAAGCGGUACUGACUUAACUUAAUAGGGGAAAUUGAUCGGGAACAAGGUCUGAUUUACAUACUGGGACUUAGAAAUAAAAAGGGGAUGUUAAGGACUAACGGCUUGAUUGAGAGUGGGAAAAUGGAAACAGGAGUGGGGAACCUGAUGACGAUGGUAGGCGUAAUAAUCGAGUAAAAUUAAGAAUGAUUGAAUACAAGGUGGUUGAGUUGGCAGAUGAGUGUAGAAUAAUUAAUUUCUAAAGUUAUACGCAGUAGUAGAGAAGGGGGAACUCAUUUAAAAUAAAACUGUGCUUUAAAGUGCUUAUGGCUGAAUCUGCAGUCGGAUGUGCUAUGAGAGCAGUGAACUGCUCGGCUCCCAAGACAGAGUCAUUAAUUGAAACGUGUACUGGCCCGUUGAUGGGUCGAGGGGUGGAUACCCUGAGAUAAAGUGCUGAUCUGUUAAUUGCGGUGUGUGAAUGAGCUUGUGAAUGUGUAUGUGACAUGGGAAUUAAACUGCUGAUUUGUAAAUUGCUGUGUGUGAACGAGCUUGAGAAUGUUUAUGUGACAUGGGAAUUAAAAUGCUGAUUUAUAAAUCGUUAUAUGUGAAUGAACUUGUGAAUGUGCAUGUGACAUGGGAAUUAAAAUGCUGAUUUGUAAACUGCUGUGUGUGAGUGAGCUUAUGAAUGUGUAUGUGACAUGGGAAUUAAAAUGUUGACUGGUAAACUGCUAUGUGUAAAUGAGCUUGUGAAUCUGUAUGUGACAUGGGAAUAUUAUCAAGUAAAAUUAAGAGGUGAGGUUGAUAGAA